CUUAUAAUCCUGAAAGCUGCCCUCGUUACCAUUCCCUUCCAUCAACAGAAAAAAGCAAAAGAACCCGAAAAUGGGAAGCUCUAGAUUCUCGCUCAGUCUGCUCGCGAUUUGCGCCAUCCUAGCCGUCCAUGUGGCGGUUUCAGCUUCGUCUCCAACUCUCGAUUUCGUCGGCGGCGACCAAUUCCUCCCGAUUAAAUCGGAAUGCCGCGGAUCCAUCGCCGAGUGCCUGAUGCUGAGCGGAGACGAAUCCUCCUCAGACUUCGAUGCCGAGUUCGCCAUGGGCUCCGAGAUCUACCGCCGCAUUUUAGCGACGACUCGUUACAUUAGCUACGGUGCGCUGAGGAGAAACACCGUGCCAUGCUCUCGACGCGGCGCGUCGUACUACAACUGCCAACCAGGAGCUCAGGCGAAUCCCUACUCACGCGGGUGCAAUAGAAUUACCCGCUGUCGGCGCUAGAUUUAUGUUCCAUUUUAUGUCCUUUUUUCGCCUCUCUAAUUUUAAAAAAUGUAAUUUUCCUCCCUUAUUUUUUAUCCUUAUUUAAUUAUGUGUAUUGCUGAUGGGAUUGUUGUCUUUAAUAUUUUUCCCAGAUAUUUAUUUAAAACGUAUAUAAAAAAGUGAAGUGAGUGGAAUAAAGAUGAAGAUCAUUGAAUAAAUUGUGACUAUGUUGCUAAUGUAAUGUAAUUAAACCCUGUUUAAUUUUAUUUCUAAUAUA
Messenger RNA from Theobroma cacao (cacao), 713 nucleotides. Its product is annotated as protein RALF-like 33. Gene Ontology annotation, biological process: calcium-mediated signaling. NCBI's taxonomy places the organism in Eukaryota, Viridiplantae, Streptophyta, Magnoliopsida, Malvales, Malvaceae. Gene Ontology annotation, cellular component: plasmodesma. The record is from RefSeq and is a predicted model, not a curated record.